GCGGGGCGAGCGCGUGGGGAUUGGCCGGCGCGCGGCGGUUACCCCCUGGCCGCGGCGGGCCGUGCGUCCCGGACGGCCGGAGACCCACCGAGCGCGGUGCCCAGUCCCGCCCGGCCCGACCCCGGCGCCUCGGGAAUGGCAGCAGCCAGGACCAGCCUGGGCCGGGUCCUCCCGGGAUCCUCCAUCCUGUUCCUCUGUGACAUGCAGGAGAGAUUUCGUCACAGUAUCGUCUACUUCCCACAGAUUGUCUCUGUGGCUGCUCGAAUGCUCAGGGUGGCCCGACUGCUGCAAGUCCCAGCCCUGCUGACAGAGCAGUACCCACAAGGCCUAGGCCCCACAGUCCCAGAGCUGGGGGCUGAGGGCCUUCAGCCAGUAAGCAAGACCUGCUUCAGCAUGGUGCCCACCCUGCAGCGGGAGCUGGACAGCCGGCCCCAGCUUCAGUCAGUGCUGCUCUGUGGCAUUGAGGCCCAGGUUUGCAUCUUGCACACAGCUCUGGACCUCCUGGAGCGGGGGCUGCAGGUCCACAUUGUGGUGGACGCCUGCUCCUCACGCAGUCAGGUGGACAGGCUGACAGCRCUGGCCCGAAUGAGGCAGAGUGGUGCCUUCCUCUCCACCAGCGAAGGACUCAUCAUGCAGCUUGUGAGSGAUGCUGCCCACCCCAAGUUUAGGGAGAUCCAGAAGAUCAUUAAGGAGCCCGUCCCGGACAGCGGGCUGUUGGGCCUCUUCCAAGGCCAGAACCCCCUUUUCUGAUGAAUCUCCAGCCCUAACUUGAGGGGAUACCACCCUCCUGUUACCCCAUGGAAGUGCUCUUCCCCCAUCCCUGUAUGCCAAGAGUGGUGCCGUCCACCAGAGGUACCGCCCCCUUGGGAGGGGAGGCGUGGUUAUGCCUUCCCAUUGGGCAAUUCUU
Messenger RNA from Urocitellus parryii (Arctic ground squirrel), 907 nucleotides. Lineage: Eukaryota; Metazoa; Chordata; Mammalia; Rodentia; Sciuridae. The record is from RefSeq and is a predicted model, not a curated record.